This is a messenger RNA of Arachis ipaensis, 2262 nucleotides long. RefSeq names its product putative inactive receptor kinase RLK902. Gene Ontology annotation, molecular function: ATP binding; protein kinase activity; protein binding. Lineage: Eukaryota; Viridiplantae; Streptophyta; Magnoliopsida; Fabales; Fabaceae. Gene Ontology annotation, biological process: protein phosphorylation. The record is from RefSeq and is a predicted model, not a curated record.
AUUAGUCUAUCGUAUUCGUACGUUAAUCUCACUCUCAGUCACUUGUCUUCUCAGCACACCGUACCAGUCUCUCUCUCUUCUCUCUUCUCUCUUCUGUUGUCUCUUGUCUCUUGUCUGUGUGUGUUCCAAAGUCACUCCUAACUCUCCCCAAACCCCAACCCAAACAAAACCAGCAAGCAAUGUCUUCUGCUUCUUCUUCUUCAAAAGCAUAACCACUCUUCUUCUUCUUCUUCUUCUAACAAAUCACUCAAACAAAACACAAUGCAUCGCAACAAGCUCAUCAUUCUCUUCUUCCUCGUCCUCCUUCCUUAUGCCAAACCCGACCUCUCUUCCGCCCAACGAGCCGCACUCCUCAACCUACGCUCCGCCGUCGGAGGCCGCACGCUCCUCCUCUGGCUCCCAACCUCUACAACCUCCCCAUGCAAGUGGCCUGGCAUUCUCUGCGAUCCAACCAACACCCAUGUCGUCGCCCUCCGCCUCCCCGCCGCCUCACUCUCCGGCCACCUCCCCUCCGCCGUGUUUCCCUCCUUCACCCACCUCCGCACCCUCUCUUUCCGCUUUAACUCACUCUCCGGCCCCAUUCCCGCCGACCUCUCCCUCUGCUCCUCCCUCCGCAACCUCUACCUCCACCAUAACAACCUCUCCGGCGAGCUUCCACCUUCUCUCUUCAACCUCACCUCUCUCGUUCGCCUCAACCUGGCAGAUAACGCCUUUUCAGGCCCGGUUCGAACCGGCUUCAACAAUUUGACCCGCUUGAGGACCCUCUACCUCGAGAACAACCGGUUUUCCGGGUCGCUACCCGAGUUGAAAAGACUCGCCGAGUUGGCUCAGUUCAACGUUUCCAACAACUUUCUCAACGGUUCUGUGCCUGAAACGUUGACGGGCUUCUCAAAGGAGUCAUUUUUAGGGAACACAUUGUGUGGGAAGCCAUUGAAGUUGUGUCCUCAGAAUGAGAAUGGGAGAAGGGCAAAUGGGUCUUUUCCAGGCGUGGCUGCGGGUAUUGCGAACAGUGGUUUGAAGGAGAAGAAGAAAGGAAAGCUAAGUGGUGGGGUCAUUGCUGGGAUUGUGAUUGGGUGUGUGGUUGGAAUGUUGCUAAUUGUGUUUGCUUUGAUUCUUCUGUGUAGGAAGAAGAGUGAUAACAGAACCAGUAACAUUGAAAAUAUUGCAACAUUGAAGCAGGGUAAUGGUAGGGGAAUCCAUGGUGAGAAAAAUCAUGUUUCUGAAGUAGAGACUGUCGGUGGUGGUGCGAACAAGAAGCUGGUUUUCUUUGGGAAUUCAGAAGGGAAGGUGUUUGAUUUGGAGGAUUUGCUUAGAGCCUCUGCUGAGGUUUUAGGGAAGGGUACUUUUGGAACUUCAUAUAAGGCUGUGUUGGAGAAUGGGCCUGUGGUGGCUGUGAAGAGGCUCAAGGAUGUGACACUCUCUGAGAGUGACUUCAGGGAUGAGAUUGAGGUUGCUGGAGCAAUGGUUCAUCAGAAUUUGGUGCCUCUUAGGGCUUACUAUUAUAGCAGGGAUGAGAAGCUUCUUGUUCAUGAUUAUAUGCAUAUGGGAAGCUUGUCUGCACUCUUGCAUGGAAACAAAGGAGCUGGCAGAACACCACUGACUUGGGAACUCAGGUCAGGGAUUGCGCUUGGAGCUGCUCGCGCCGUUGAGUACCUACAUUCACAAGGGCCUAAUGUAUCUCAUGGAAACAUAAAGUCAUCAAACAUCCUCCUAACCAAGAACUAUGAAGCCAGAGUAUCCGACUUUGGCCUUGCACAACUUGUUAGCCCCUCGUCGACCCCUAAUAGGAUUGCCGGCUACCGUGCUCCUGAGGUAACUGAUCCUCGCAGAGUGUCUCACAAGGCUGAUGUGUACAGCUUUGGCGUGGUGCUCUUGGAGCUUCUUACCGGAAAGGCUCCAACUCACGCCUUGUUGCAUGAGGAAGGAGUGGACCUUCCGAGAUGGGUGCAAUCGGUUGUUAGGGAAGAGUGGACUUCUGAGGUCUUUGAUGCUGAGCUCCUUAGCCAUCAGACUGUGGAAGAGGAUAUGGUUGAGUUGUUGCAGCUUGCAGUGGAUUGUACAGCUCCAUAUCCCGAUAAUCGACCUUCAAUCGCCGAAGUGAGACACCGGAUAGAAGAGCUUCAUGGUUCUAAGGAUCUAAAGCAAACCCAGCACCAACAUGAUUUGAUCAGUGUUGUAGAUGAUGUAUCUUGAUGAGUUUGGUACUUGGUUGCAGCCACCAUGUCCUUUUAAGGAAUUUUUUUAAUUAAUAAAUUAAAAAAA